Messenger RNA from Fomitopsis serialis, 691 nucleotides. RefSeq lists its product as uncharacterized. The record is from RefSeq and is a predicted model, not a curated record. The transcript is spliced from 5 exons. Lineage: Eukaryota; Fungi; Basidiomycota; Agaricomycetes; Polyporales; Fomitopsidaceae. The annotation marks the transcript as partial.
CGAGUAUCCUAGUGUAUCCAAUGAAACCACACGAACAAAGCGAGUGGUAAAGUACAGGGCAGGCGCGGAUAUGUUGACCUACGUCGCUGGGAAGAGACGUCUUCCUGUACAGUGGACAGCUUGGCUCACACACACGAGGAUUCAUCCACCAACAGUUGAGGAACUCCACGCCGACUUGGAACGCCAGCGGCGUGUUCUUCAAAACGCGGCGUUGAUUGAGGCACGCGACCGCGAGGAGCGCGCUUUGCAGCUAAGAAUGGCCGCGGCGGAUCAAGGUGUGGCCGUAAAUGCCCCAGCAGUAAGGGCUGCGAAACAAGAGGCCGCGGCGAGCCCGGUACAACCCGCAGGGCAUCCGCCCUCUGCCUCGGACAUUCAUGUCACAAAGAAAGGUCUCAGCAAGUUCCGCCCGUUGGUCUGGGUCCCCAGAUCACCCGCGCCAUGUCAGACGAGCCUCAAGCCUGGAGCCCGCGUACAGUCCGAAGGGGCUAGCUCUGUUGCAUGUCUGUUGGUGAUGACGAGCAUUACAUAGUAAUCGAAUGCCGAUAAUAUGUAGAGUGAAGAGUAAUCUACUCGGUGCCGAUUCACAAUGGUGCUACGACUCGUCAGUCAUCUUGCAACUUCGUUUCACAAUGCCUGUUGAUCAGUACUGUCUGAUUACGUUCUGUGCAUUCACAUAGCACAGCACGGUGAG